UAUUUAAUACCAUAGCUGUUAAAUCUGUAACUCACAAGCAUAAAACAGACUCCUUCCUCAUUGCAUGAGGUACUGCAGACUAGCUUUUUUGUGACAAAAUAUCAUAAUAUAAUCUGUAAAGUACAAACACUGGUUUAUAUUCAUGUUCUUUACUUACUGCUGUUAAUAUUUCAUGAAAAUAACUAAUUUGUUGUUAAUAUUGUUUUCUUAAAAAAUGCUGAUUUAAAGGGAUUGCUUCAAAGGACAAUCAACCAGUGUCAUCCUUGUUUCUACAAUAGUGCUCUGCCCCUUUAAUUGCUGGAGCUCUGAUCUCUGAAAUUUGUACUUCCUGUGUCAUGACAGUUAAGCCUGCAGAAAAGUAUUUUUUUUUCCUGGUUUGCAUGCAUUCUUUAGACAAAGGAGUUUAUCUUCUCAGUUUGUUUGAUAGUGGCUAUUCCUUCUGUGCAGGAUUGCACUGACAGGAUAUGGGACAAUACAAAACCUUCUGUCCUGAAUACAGACAAAUUUCCUGUCAAGGACUACACAGUGAGUGAACUGUCCAGUAAUAUGGUUCGAACGAAUCUGCGGCACACAACAGUGGGAAAACAGUCCAUGGAGAAAGAAAAGAUGCAGCAUUUAUUUGCUGAAAAUGAGAGAACAGAAUACUGCUGUAAGGAACACAAAAGGAGACUGGAGUUAUUUUGCCAAGAAGAUGAAAGCUUUGUUUGUGUCCUGUGCAUUCCAACACACUCCACUCACAGUUUUGUAUUCUUGCAAGAUGCAGUCAUUAUGUAUGAGGACAGUGUUAGAGCAAUCUUAUCGUCUUUAGAAUUCAAAGUUACUGCCCUCAAACAUUUUCAGAACAAGCAUGAGACAGAACUUGUAAACAUACAAGGAGGUGCCCGUAGCUUGGAGCAACACAUCAUGGCAGAGUUUGAAAAACUGCACCAAUUUCUUCAAGACAAAGAACAAAACCUUAUCCAACAGCUGAAUAGUAUACAGGCACAGAUUCUGACAGAGCUGAAAGAAGAACUGGGAUGCAUUAAAAUUGAAGAACUUGAAUGCAUUAAAAAUGAUGUUACAGUCAAUCGGGCCACCCAGGAGACAUUGUCUACUGCUAGGGUACAGCAGGAACUGCAGGAUCCUGUAAAUGUUCUAACUGUACCAAAAAACUUUGAGGAUGUUGCUGUCACUUUCUCCGAAGAGGAAUGGAAGAUGUUGAAAAAUGAAGACAAGGAUCUUUACAGGGAGGUCAUGGAACAGAACUAUAAAACCUUGAUUUCAUUAGGAUACAAAAUUCCCAAAAACAAAUUAUUACUACUGUUUAAAGGAGAUAAAGAAAACCCAAAACAUACAACAGAGGUGAAACAUACAAUAGAAAAGAAGGAACAUUCUGAAGAUAACCCUAACAGUGUCGGAAUCACUGAAAGCAGUGUGAAUAGAAAUCCCCAACCCCUUCUGGGAUCAUCACAGUUAUGUCACAAAACAGAAGACCUACAACACUGUACUCAGCCUGUGAACGUUGCCUACAAGCUUCCUGACACUCCUGUACCACAGCAUUGCACAAAACAGAAAAGCAGCAAGAGUUCUGAGUGCAACAAGACUUGUACUAUACAGCAAACCCCAGUAGUGUGUCAGAAAAUCCUUACAGAGGAGAAACCAUUUGAAUGUACUGAUUGCAACAAGUGUUUCACAAAACGAAGUAAACUUGCAGCCCAUAGACGAGUACACACAGGCGAGAGACCAUAUAAAUGUACAGAAUGUAGCAAGAGUUUCACAAUGAGAAGUUCUCUUAAAACACACCAGCGGUUUCACUCUGGGCAGACACCAUAUCAGUGUUCAGAAUGCGGUAAGAGUUUCACGCAAGAAAGUACACUUAUAGUACAUAAACGAGUUCACACAGGGGAGAAGCCGUAUAAAUGUACAGAGUGUAACAAGAGUUUCACACAGCGAGGUACCCUUACAACACAUCAGAGAUUUCAUUCGGGAGAGAAACUGUAUACCUGCACAGAAUGCAACAAGAGUUUCACACGUCUAAACAAGCUUUUAACACAUGAACGUGUUCACACAGGGGAGAAACCAUAUAAAUGUGCUGAUUGCAACAAAAGUUUCACACAACAAAGUUCCCUUAAAAUGCAUGUACGGUUACAUUCAGGUGAAAAACGAUAUAAAUGUGCCAAAUGUAGCAAAUGUUUCACAUGGCACAAUCAGUUGCUUCGUCAUGAAAGCACUCAUACAGGAGAGAAGCCAUAUAAGUGUGCCCAUUGUAGUAAGUGUUUCACACUGCACAGGUUUCUAGUACGUCAUCGUGUUAUUCACACAGGUGAAAAGCAGUAUAAAUGUACAGAGUGUAGAAAGAGCUUCAUUCAGCGAAGUAACUUCUUAAAACAUCAGCAAAUUCACAUGAGAAAAGUGCUGCAGUCAGUUUACAAGACUACUUCCUGUGUCAUGAAAAUGAAACUAAAAAAACAAAAGCAGACGGUUGUCAUGAUAGCAUGCAGCUUGAGAUCCGGACGUAGUAUCUUAGGUGCAGCUGUUUAUGGACUUGCUUAUUAUGUGCAUCAGUUCUGUGGGUCCUGUGCUAACAAUUUAAACACACACGUAUCUAAGCCCUGCCUUGAAUUCAGACUGGAUUUUUCUGUAAAGAUUUGUACAGUGAUAAACUUGUUUGGUAGCAUGGUUCGGAGACAUCAGAUUCUUAAGAAAGUAUGCUCAAAAGUGGGAAGAGAGAAUAUAGAUAAACAAAUGCUGCAGAAUCAGUGUGCUAAUAAAGAAAGACCACAACACUGUUGUGGAAAGCACAGACGGAGACUGGAGCUAUUCUGUCAGGAGGAUGAGUCCUUUGCCUGUGUGCAUUGUGUUCCCACACAUCCCAGUCACUGUUUUGUAUUACUGCGUGAAGCAGUCAAUGUAUACAAGGAUAAAGUAAAACUUGCUUUAGCAGCUCUAGAAUCCAGAGCAGUUGCCCUUAAAAACUUACAAAAUAAGCAGGAGAAGGAACUCCUAGAUAUACAGGAAGAUGCUCAUAGUGUGGAGCAGUAUAUUACAGAGGAGUUUGCAAAACUGCACCAGUUCCUACAAGAGAAGGAACAGAAUCUUAUCCAACAACUCAAGAGUGAAGAAGCAAAGAGUCUGAACAAGUUCAAAGAAGAUCUGGAAUUAAUUAAAGGUGACAUGUCUGCCACCAAGGAGAUGGCAUCUGUUACUGACACACAGCUGGAAGAAGAUCCUGUAGAUUUUCUGUCUGUACCAAAAGCAUUUGAGGAUGUUGCUGUCACUUUCUCAGAAGAGGAGUGGAAGUUGUUAAGAAAACAAGACAAGGAGCUUCACAGAGAGGUGAUGUUGCAAAACUAUGAAACCUUGGUUUCAAUAGGAUAUAGAAUCCCCAGAAAGAAACUGCUGCUACUAUUUAAAGCAGAGAAGGAGCUGCCAAGUGCUGAUGUUGAGCAGCAAAAUGCAACAGAGCACAAAGAUCGUCUUGAAGAUAACUCUAAAAGCACUGAAAGGACAGAGUAUAAUGUGAGUUACAGUCACCAGCCAUUACUCUGGAGAACCCAGUUACAUCACAAAACAGAAAACCUGACAUUGUGCUCUCAGCCAGUAAGGAGUUUCUGCAAGUCUCCUGUCACUCCUGAACCACAGCCUUGCACAAAACAGGAGGGAAGUAAGAACUCAGAAACUGACAACGUUACUGUGCAUCAAAGCUCAAAAAUAUGUGAUCAACGGCAGAUAGUAGAAAAUGGUUAUAAGUGCGGUGAAUGUAACAAGUGUUUCCCACAGAGAAAGAAACUUGCAAUGCAUAAACGAGUUCAUACUGGGGAGAAGCCAUAUAAAUGUGUUGUAUGUAGCAAGCAUUUUACACAAAGCAGUAAUCUUUCAGUUCAUAAACGUCUUCACACUGGAGAGAAACCUUUUAAAUGUUAUGAAUGUCACUGGAGUUUUGCACGACGAGGUAACCUUUUAGUGCAUCAAAGAGUUCACACGGGAGAGAAACCUUAUGGGUGUGAUGAAUGCGGCAAAUGUUUUGCACAACAGAAUGCACUGAUAAAACAUCGACGAGUUCACACUGGAGAGAAGCCGUACAAAUGUGAUGAAUGUAGCAAGAGUUUUACACAACAGAAUGGACUCAUAAAACACCACAGAGUUCACACGGGAGAGAAACCUUACAAAUGUGCUGACUGUAGCAGGAGUUUCAGACAACGAUAUCAGCUUAAAAAACACGAGCAAGUUCACAUGGUAAAGAAACAAUCAUGAUGGAAAACUGCAGAAGUAACCAAACUGUCUGUAGUGUGUAUGUGAAUUACAGAAUAGUUCACGAUCAAAAAUUAUAAUGUGCUUGUAUAUGUACACAUUGCAAAAAAUGUUGAUAAAUUAUACUUUGUUAUAAAAAAAAACUGUGAAAUUACAAUUCAGUCACAAGCAGACUCAAAGUACUAUGCCAGAUAAUACUGAAUCUUAGAAGCUUAUUUCAGUGUGAUUCUUUUUUUUAAACCUUUACCAGUUAAGAUGUUUGGCUAACAGAUUAGGCUACAAAACCCAAAAGAGAUGAAGCUGACAAAUGACAUCAGAUUUCCUUAUGAUGUAAGCAACAUAAAACUUGGUAGUUGUAACUAGUAGGUAAAAGUACAACUAAAAUGGUUGCAGAUUUUUACCUAUGGCCUUCAUAAAUGUACAAAACAGCAAAUAGCUGUUUUGUAGGUUGAGACUUGAACUGCAUAAUCACUUGUGAAAUGACUUUUGGUGUAUCCCUCUGCUCAGUCAUGUAUAAUUUAUAUAAACAAUUAGUGUAAGGAAAUCUGUAGAGGUUUACUAUAUAGUCCCUCAACAUGCAGUUUCUGAUGUUUAUUCCCUGCAUUUGCGCACUUUUGAAUUGUCUGUAUUAAUACUUGUCUCAACUGUUUUACCCGAGAACACUUCCUUCUCUCUAUAGAAAUCUGCAAUAAAUUGUACCGACACUAAUUUACUCAA
This is a messenger RNA of Protopterus annectens (West African lungfish), 4947 nucleotides long. Its product is annotated as zinc finger protein 665-like. Gene Ontology annotation, molecular function: zinc ion binding. The transcript is spliced from 12 exons. Gene Ontology annotation, biological process: regulation of DNA-templated transcription. The coding region runs from base 547 to 4233 and encodes 1228 amino acids. The record is from RefSeq and is a predicted model, not a curated record. Lineage: Eukaryota; Metazoa; Chordata; Ceratodontiformes; Protopteridae.